AUGGUAGUGGCAGUGCCCCUUCUGAACGUACGAGGCUAUGGGAGAAAACGGAAGGGGACUCCUGUCAAAGUAUUUGUACCUGACUCUGGGGAAGGAACAGGACAAGGAAAAGGAGCUGCAAACAUAGUGACAACAGUGGAAACAAAUGACACACUUCCUCACAAACUCCAUAAAGUCUCCCAUGUGUCCAAGGCCAGUUCUUAUGCUCCAUUCCCCGCUCAUGCUCUUCCAGAAACAUUACAGACCCUCCACGAGGCGUCAAGACACGCCUCUCCUCCUGCACCCAACUGUCGCAUCCGAGAGGUCCACUGUGGCAAUCAAGUGACCCUUGUGGUCAUCGCAAUUCGAGACAUCACCAAGGGAGAGGAGAUCACUGUGGAUUACAGCUUGAUUGAAUGGGGAGAAAAUCUGGAAUUCAGAAGAGGUCUAUCCCCUGGACAACUUGAAAGCUCUUCUGGGCCAGACAACAACACAAUUAAAAAGGAGGACGAGCCACUUCCUUUAACCGUGCAACAGCAGGAGCAGGUCUAUGUUUCUUCCUCAUGGACCUCUUCAGCCGCACACUCUAAUGACAGCGUCUCAGAGCGAGAGGAAAACAACCCUAGCCCACGAGGACCCCUGCUUCAAAAGAAGCCUGGGAGCACACCUCCAAAGAAAAAGAGUUGCCAUCGGACACCACCAGGCCGCACUCACCUAAGUCAGUGCAUUUCUUCAUCGGAUGCACCUCCGCAGCAGCAGCCCUCAUCUCCAUGUAAAUCAGCGUUUAAGGCCCCAGAUAUCCUCAGCGGCAGGAACUGUGUCACUCAAACCUGCUUCUAUUGUGGACGUCAUUUUCGAUCACUGCGCCACCACUUGGACAAGCACCACGCCCAUCAGCCAGACGUAUGCGCUGCCUUGGUGGAGCGUUUUUCACAGAUGCCUUGCUUACAAGCCCAGAGCCCCCACCCCGGUGAUAAUCCUACCAAUCCACAGGCCCAUGCAAAGUUGACCAGAGUCCAGGACCUUUCCCCACAUUCAACAGAUCUAACCACGGCCAAUCACCCGCCUCUUGACUCCCUUUCUUCAUCACAAAGUGCAGUAAUUGUUCGUGUUAUUGACCAGAACCCGCCGCCAACAGCUGUGGAAGGCCUAACUAAGGGGGGUAAGAAGAGGUCAAAGACUGUCCUGCAGAACGAAGAGGAGGAGCCUGUGAGAUCAGGACUGAAAGCGGACAACGAUGAGAAUGUAUGUGUUGAGAAUUCCUCGGGUGACGCGACGGAGCCAAUGAAAUUAAAACUGGAAGAUACUUUCGACAGUGAUGCUGAAAACGACAUAAGAGAAGUGGAAUGUGACAGUGGCACUGAAGAUAAAGAAAAGAUGUCAAGCUCCUCUGGACGUGUUCAAAUGCUGCCUCUCCUCUCCACCCUCGGGUCUCUCGUCCUCUACUUACGUCGUUUGCAGCACUCAGCGUUCCUGUCUCUGUCGCGCCAGCCUCAGUCAGCGGAGGCCUGGAGACUCCUGUGCCACUCCAGCCUGGUUCUGCUCAUACUGUACAACCGGCGCCGCGAGUGUGAGGUGUCCAAGCUCUCCAUCUCAGAAUACCAGGCGCGUGUCACUCCCCAGAACCCCGUCCCAGUCCCCCCCGGUGCACCCCCUGCUCUCACCCCCCUGGAAGCUUCUCUGUCACCUUUCGAGCGACUGGUGUUGACCCAUCUUCCACGAGUAGGGGUGCAGGGAAAACGUGGCCGAGUUCAGCCUCUUAUACUGCCUCCUCAUAGCGAGCCCUGCCUGGAGCUCCUCUUACAGACUCGCCACGGCGUAGGUGUGGACCCCGCUAAUCCCUAUGUGUUUGCCCGGCCGUACCACUCCCCUGCAACCCCCCUCCGCGGCACUGAACUUCUGCGCAGCCUGGCACGGUCCAGCGGGAUGCCAAACCCGCGCACGCUGACACAUACACGAGUGCGCAGGCAGGUAGGCAUCCUCACCCAGCUGCUGCUCCUGGGAGAGGGAGAGGCCAGCGUUGUGGAAAGGCUGGAGUGCUUCCUGGAGCGAGAGUACCACGUCACGCAGAGCUGUGUGGACAUCACCCAGGACGCUGGGCUGAUGGCCCGAGUAGGCCGCGUGGUGCUGUGUGGAGAGCGUGAUGGAGUUCUCUUCAGAGGGAUGAGUCUGCAUCACAUCUGCCUAGAGCUGGAUGUAAUGUCCCAGAACUCUGCUGACUCAAAUUCAGAGAGAGAGUCAGAUGGAGAAACGGCUGCUUCAAAUCUGCCAAACGUCAAGAAGACGAAAGGAAAAGUACGACCAAAAAGGCCUAAGGACACCAAGCCUCUUCUCCCUUUGUCACCUUCACUCAUCCCUCUUUCACCUGGGAGUCGAAGAGGCACAGGAAAACGGGGCGUUCUGAAGCGCCCCUGGUCUGAGGCUGAGCGUGCGGCGGUGGAGGAGCAUCUGAACCAAAACAUAAGUGAACUUAGAGUUCCAGCUAAAGCCGAGUGUGAGCGAUGCCUGCAAAAUAGUCCACUGCUGGUCAACAACCACCGCGACUGGAGAGCCAUCAAGUUCUACUGCCACAACCGCAUCCAGCUGCUCAAGAAGCUUCAGAGACAAGAGAGCCAGCCCCUUCCAGUCUGCUGA
Knipowitschia caucasica is the source of this 2613-nucleotide messenger RNA. NCBI's taxonomy places the organism in Eukaryota, Metazoa, Chordata, Actinopteri, Gobiiformes, Gobiidae. The record is from the annotation of a GenBank genome assembly.